UGGGCGCUCCCUUAGAGAUAGGGUGAGUCACUCGGGAGGAGCUCAGAGUAGACCCGCUGCUCCUCCACAUCGAGAGAGGCCAGCUGAGGUGGCUCGGGCAUCUGUUCCCUCUGCCUCCCAAUGGAAGUGUUCGUGCAUGUCCCCGGGGGAGAACUAGCACGCGCUGGAGGGACUGUGUCUUUUGGCUGGCCUGGGAGCGCCUCGGUGUUCCCCCGGAAGAGCUGGAGGAAGUGUCUGGGGGAGAGGGAAGUCUGGGCUUCCCUGUUUAGACUGUUGCCCCCACAACCCUGCCCCGGAUAAGCGGUAAUAAAUGGAUGGAUGGAUGGCAUCUGAAGGACUCUCAGGCCAUAAGAAACAAAAUUGUCUUGUCUGAUAAGACUAAAAUUUAACUGUUAGGAGUGAAUGCCAGGCGUUUGGAGAAAACCAGGCACCGCUCAUCACCAGGCUUAUACCAUCCCUACAGUUAAGCAGUAGGAACUGAUGACUAGUCAGGAUAGAGGGAAAGAUGAAUGCAGCAAUGUACAGAGACAUCCUGAAUGAAAACCUGCUUCAGAGUGCUCUUUACAUCAGACUGGGGUGACGGUUCAUCUUCCAGCAGGACAAUGACCAAAAACGCACCGCCAAAAUAUCACUGGAGUGGCUUCACAACAACUCUGUGAUUGUCCUUGAGUGGCAAAGCCCAGACCUAAAUCCUAUUGAACAUCUCUGGAGAGAUCUGAAAAUGGCUGUACACAGUCGCUUCCCAUCCAACCUGAUAGAGCUUUAGAGUUACUGCGAAGAGGAAUGGGCAAAAAUUCCCAAAGACAGGUGUGCCAAGCUUGUGGCAUCAUAUUCAAAAAGACUUGGGGCUGUAAUUGCUGCAAAGUAUUGAGCAAACGCUGUGAAUACUUAUGUACAUGUGAUUUAAAAAGAAAAAAAAUGUUUGUACAGAUGUUUUUGUAUGAACUCUGUUUGACACUUUUCUAAAUCAGCUGAUUUCCCAGCUGAAUGUUCUUCUCCCCUGAUGCUUAGAAGGAGUCAACAUAUCAAGUGUAUAAAAGGCAGCUUGUUGAAGCUUGUCUUUACUGUGAAAAUUUCAGGAGUGAAGAUUCUGUUUCAGUGGAGCAGAAAUACACAGCAUCUUCAGAGGUCUUUAUAUUGGGCUUUAUAUAACAGGAGUCACAUGGAACGAUACUCUGUUUGGAUGAUUCUUCCAAAUACUCCACAAUGAAUCUUACAGCAGUGAACCAAAGUGAUGUCUGUCAGAAAAAUUUGUGUCCAGAGAGAUCAGUUUCUUUAUCUGUGUAUGUGAUUCUCUAUGUGGCCGCAGCAGCUGUGUCUCUGCUGACCGUGUUUGGAAACCUGCUGGUCAUCAUCUCUGUGAGUCACUUCAAGCAGCUCCACACACCUGCUAACAUCCUCAUCCUCUCUCUGGCUGUGUCUGAUCUCCUGGUUGGAGUUUUUGUGAUGCCUCUUUAUUUGUCUUGGCUCAUUGAAUCAUGCUGGAUUUCUGGACCAGUGAUGUGCUCGAUUUUAAAAUUUGUAAAUUUUCAGGCGACAAGUGUGUCUGUUCACACUGUGGCUCUGAUAGCAGUUGACCGUUUUUUGGCAUUAAGUUCUCCUUUUUUUUACUCAGAGAAAAUUUCACCCACUGUGAUCUGCAUAGCAACUUUAUUUAACUGGUUGUUUUCACUUAUUUAUAACUUCAUUCUUCUUUUUGUUAAUGGAAACUUCACUGAUGUCACGUGUCAGGGAGUGUGUGUUUCUAGUGUAGAUAAAGUUUCUUCUCUCAUUGAUCUUGUUAUUGUGUUUCUUAUGCCAUGUACACUCAUUAUAAUAUUAUACACUCAUGUUUUUGUCAUUGCUAAGAGACAUGCGACUGCUAUAAGAGCCCUUAAGGUUCAUAACAGCACAGAAACCUCCAAAAACAGAGUCAGUGACAAAUCAGAGAGAAAAGCUGCAAUACUGCUGGGGAUUCUGGUCAUUGUGUUUCUUUUAUGUUUACUGCCGUAUUAUAUUUGCUCUUUAGUGAUUCCAUACAGUAAUGCUGACUUGUUUUAUGUCAGAGAUGUUGCCGUAAUAUUUUUCUUUUUGAACUCCACCAUUAAUCCCAUAAUUUAUGCUUUAUUCUAUCCCUGGUUUCAGAAAAGCUUAAAAUUAAUUUUCACAUUUAAAGUGUGUAAUAAAGACUCAUCCCUGAUGAAUGUCCUGUAAC
This is a messenger RNA of Puntigrus tetrazona (Sumatra barb), 2194 nucleotides long. Its product is annotated as trace amine-associated receptor 13c-like. The record is from RefSeq and is a predicted model, not a curated record. Gene Ontology annotation, biological process: G protein-coupled receptor signaling pathway. Gene Ontology annotation, cellular component: membrane. Gene Ontology annotation, molecular function: trace-amine receptor activity. NCBI's taxonomy places the organism in Eukaryota, Metazoa, Chordata, Actinopteri, Cypriniformes, Cyprinidae. The transcript has a single exon. The coding region runs from base 1207 to 2193 and encodes 328 amino acids.